Molecule: messenger RNA, 517 nt
Organism: Calypte anna (Anna's hummingbird)
Lineage: Eukaryota; Metazoa; Chordata; Aves; Apodiformes; Trochilidae
Gene: NDUFC1
Product: NADH:ubiquinone oxidoreductase subunit C1
Exons: 4
Coding region: 16-381 (121 amino acids)
Cellular component (GO): mitochondrion
Source: RefSeq, a predicted model, not a curated record
GGCCCGGUGGGGUGAAUGGCCCCGUCGGCGGCGGGGGACGGGGUAGAGGCGGGGCCAAGCGGGACGUGCGGGAAGCGGCGGGAGGGGCUACGAGCCCGGCAGGGCGGUGGGCGGAGGCGGAGCGGCAAGAUGGCAGCGGCAGUGUUGGGGCUGACGAAGAGGUUGCGGUUGGUGGCGGGAGCUCCGAGCCUCGCUUUCACGCGUUCUGCGUUUGUUGCAAAGAAACGGAGUUAUGAUCAACCAAACUGGUUUGGAGUUGCCUUGGCUUUUGGCACCAGUGCUGCCUUGUGGGCUUUUCUUUUCAAGCAGCAUAAUGACGAUGUAAUGGAAUAUGAAAGAAGAAAACAAGAAAGGCAUCAUAAGUGUACAGAAUGUUCAUAGUUGAUGAUAUGCUCAGUAAGAAGUAAGAUAAUGACCACUUGUCCUACAAAUAAAUGAGCACAGCAGAAGUACCUAAAUAUAUAUUCAUACAUUUCAUGUGCAGAACUAUGAAAUAAAUUAAGAAGUCUGAAAAAAA